Cantharellus anzutake is the source of this 889-nucleotide messenger RNA. RefSeq lists its product as uncharacterized. The coding region runs from base 233 to 685 and encodes 150 amino acids. Lineage: Eukaryota; Fungi; Basidiomycota; Agaricomycetes; Cantharellales; Hydnaceae. The record is from RefSeq and is a predicted model, not a curated record. The transcript is spliced from 4 exons.
GUGCUGUUGGGGAUUUUAGCAUGUUGGCAUUGGAGAUUUGCAUGGUCGUUGUUGGAAAAUCGCACAGUCACUGGUCUCCUCAAUUCUUCCCUUUCUUCCCGCAUCCACAAAUCAUCCUCAACUGAACCUUGCGCUUAAGGUAGGGCCACAAUAUGACCAUCUGCAGACUCCUCUCGCGACAGUACGGUGUUUAUGAUGAUCGAACGAAAAAGGGAACAUGGCACGAUAAAUUAUGCACGUCGCUUCGACUCUGUUCGACGCAUUAGGGUAUCGCAUCUCGUCUCUAGCACUCCAGAUCCAACUGUCAUCUGCCGCCUCGGAGACCCAAUCUGUCAGCGGGGUCGGAAAAGUAGAUCCAACGGCUGCGUUAGACGUCCCAGAUUGUGAAGAUUGCGGACGUGGUCGAUAUCUCGGUAGUUCAAACUCGCCAGAUCUUCGUAGGAACAGUGUGCUCAACUUCGACUGUUGCGGGAAUCCCACCCAAAGAAUCGCGGUGUCGUGUGACUCUGAAACUUCCGGGCCACUCAUUAUCCGUGGCCUAUACUUCAGAUGGCGUCUACUUGACAUUUGGUUGUGGAAUGCAGACACCGGAACCCGAGCCUUGACACUGGACCUUCCCUCUGGCUGCGUUUAUAUGGCGUUUGCUCCGGAUGGUUUGCAACUUGCAUGUGGGAGCAUGGCUUGAUCUGCAUUUGCAAUGUCGAUGGUUCUGGGGAACCUCAACGCCUUUCCGGACGUUCCAAGCGCGUCAACUCCAUUACACACGGGUCUCCCCUCGCGUCAGCAUCUUCAUUAUCCGUAUUUGGGAUGCUGCUGAGGGCUCAACCAUUCGUACUCUCGAGGGUCACACCGACAUUGUGGUUUCUGUGGCGUGUUCACCAGAUGGAGC